AUGCAAGUUGCUAAUAAAGAUAAUGAUAAUUUAACAGAAGAUGUGAUGCAAAUUGUUAAUGAUAACAAUAACCAAAACGAUAAUUCAACAGUGCAUGUGAUGCAAGUUGCUAAUAAAGAUAAUGAUAAUUUAACAGAAGAUAUGAUGCAAAUUAUUAAGGAUAGUAAUAAAAAAUAG
This is a messenger RNA of Racocetra fulgida, 177 nucleotides long. NCBI's taxonomy places the organism in Eukaryota, Fungi, Glomeromycota, Glomeromycetes, Diversisporales, Gigasporaceae. The record is from the annotation of a GenBank genome assembly.